GCGAAAUGGAGGCGGCAGCGGCUGGGAGCGAAGAGUCGGGCGCCGCGGAACGGCCCGUGGAGACAGCAGCAGGGCGAGAAGAUGGCGGCUGUGAGGGCCUGUGGGAGCUGCCGGUGGAGCACUGCGUGAGGCGGGCCGAGUGCGGGCGCUGCCGCCGUCCUCAGAAGGUGUGUUUGUGUCCAUUCUUCCCUGUACAUCCUCUAAAAGUCUCCACCUGCUUGUAUAUAAUUCAGCAUCCAGCAGAGGAAAGUCGAGUAUUACGGACAGUGCCUCUUCUAACUGCUUGCCUCCCCGGAGACAAGUGUAAAGUCUUGAUUGGUCGACGUUUUGGUGAAGAUAGGUAUCCUGAAUUAGCAGCUGUGUGCCGAAAUUCUAAUACUCUAAUUCUGUAUCCUGGAGCUGAAGCAGCUAAUUUGGAAGAAGUGGCUUUGAUCUUCCCAAGUCCAUCUACAAUCAUCAUCAUUGAUGGAACAUGGAGUCAGGCAAAAGAUAUAUUCUACAAAAACUCUCUUUUCCGGCUUCCUAAGCAGGUGCAAUUGAAAACAAGCAUUUCAAGUCAAUAUGUAAUUCGUACGCAGCCAACAAACACCUGCCUUUCUACACUUGAAUGUGCAGCUAUUGCCCUUGCCAUCAUGGAAAAAAAUGAUGGUAUUCAGGAGACUAUACUCCGCCCUCUUCAAGCUUUGUGCUCUUUCCAACUUCAGCAUGGUGCCCAGAUCCAUCACAGCAAGGAGCAUCUUCUUAAAAAUGGUUUAUAUGACAAGCCCAUGCCAAAGAAUAAACGGAAGCUCAAGAGAAUGGAACUCUUAGUGAAUAAUGUUAAAAUCUAGAAAGACUGUACACACAGUAGUAUGGAUUUUUUUUAUUUUUUAUUUUUUUUUUUUUUGUAACUAACAAACAUAGUUUGAUAUUGGAUUGUUCCAAAUAGCCAUCCAUACGGUAAUAGACCUUUUAAACUCCUGUAUUCAAGAGGCUUCCUGUCAAUAAUGCCAACUAUGGUAAUAGGCAGCAUGUUCAGUUUUGUUGUUAUACUAGGCCAGGUGUCUUUGUUCAACUGUAGAAGGGAGGAAAACUGCAGUGAAUAAUUUAGAGCUAUGUUGUCUCUAGAGUCAGUGUAUGAUCCCCAUUAAGACUGGAUAGAUUUACUUUGGGGAAGCUUUUUCUCAGUACUGAAGAACAGGCAUUCUGUUUAAGUAGGUAGUGGUAAGGGUAAGGAUCCAAUAUUUGGAAGAAUAUUGAAUUACUUCUCGGCAUUUUAAUUAGUAAUUACAAUAGGGUAUAACUAUAAAUUCCUAUAUUAGUUAGUUAAUCUGAACAUAAGGAAAUGUGAUCUGAGUAUUUUUGUUUUAGUUUAGUGUGGCAUUAUUUCAUAUUUUACUAGUCUGUUAACUUGUUAUAGAUUUAUAUCCAUAUUGUUGUGCAGUCAUACUUGCUUUGAGCCUCUCCGCAGUUUUCAAGGGUUUUGCUUGGCUGAGAUAUGCCAAUAUAUUUUGUUCAGAUUUUAAUAAAAAAGAAAAUAUGGAAAUGGAGCUAAGCUUUUAUCUGAAUUGUAGACCAGGUUCUGCACUCCAUACUUGGGCAAAACUUCCCUUGUCUCUGUAAAACCCGUAGAAUUUGGCCCAAAGAGUAUAUGCAGUAUACCACAUCUUGUUUAAUCCCUUUGAUUUUGGAAUUUACAUGUAUUCCUGCAGAAGUUUCUGUUGAAACCCUUUCAGAAUUGAGUAGUCUAGCCAAACUGUAAAAAUAUGUUUGCAGAUGCAUCAAACCUUGUGGCGAAAUGAUUCUCUUUUUUUCAGCAAUCGUGGCGCUGCAGUGUUGCUGCCAGCAGUGGAAGCACAAGUGAAGACAAGGAUCAGAUAUUUGUAUUUGCGUCACAAAGCAGGUUUUCAUGAUGAAAACUAGUGAUAUUAGGGCUUUACCACAGUGAAAACCUGCUUUAUGAAACUGUGGUAGUAAAAGUGCCUAAUCCCUGUCCUGCCUAGUGGUUGCGCUAUAGGUAGCAGCAGUGCAUCUAUACUGGAUAGUAAUUAUUCUUAGGCCUUCUCUACACUAAGGUAUUUUUCCCAUAAUUUAUGACUGCUGCUACCACUGGACUUUUAAGUGGUCACCAGUGUUUUAACAACUGUGGAUUUGUCUAUAUUAGGAAAAGAGAUCAAGUUUAUGUCAGGACUAGCUAAGAUGUUCGCUAACCAUAACCUUUUCUUUAGUCUCAAUGCAAUUUAGAUAAAUCCCAUGUCUGUGGCUAACAUUGGUACAGCUGAACUGGUGAGAGCGACAAUGAGAAAUUAGGAACAGAAAGACUAAUGUAGACACCCUUACUGUAGAAGCACAUUUUCUAGUGAAACAGGCAAGAAUUCCUGUUUAAGGAAUGGAGGGUGUUCCCACUUAUCUUGCUGCUAUUGUUUCAGUUUGCCUUGUUUCAGAUUCAGUGGGACAGCAGUGCAUCCUUCAGUUUACACUGUGAAGGUUAUUUUCCCUAACAGAAGGGUUAAAUAUUUCUUUUCACAAAAUGUAAGUUCACAUUCUGGAGAACAGAGGAAAAUCUAUGUUAAUACUCUAAAUUCACAAACAAUUGAAGUCUUAGUAGAUCAAAGAAAUAGUCUACUUAAUUGAGUUAUAAUCCUACAUGAAGUACUGCAGUUUAGUAUGUGAAUUGAAGGUUUUUUUCAAUUCUGCAUAAGGGUCAAAUUUUUGAAUGUUUAUAUGAGAGAUUUUUAUUGAUGUGAAUAAUCUCAUUGAUGUCGGGCUACUCCCAUGAGUAAGUAUUAGUUAAGUGAGUGAUGUUUGUAGGAUCAAGUCCUAAUGUUGGACAAAUGGAUGUCUGUUGCAGUCAAGUCUGCAGUACUGUCUGUACCAUACUAGUAGAUCACUAUCCAACAGUUAUUUUAAAAAUGAAAAAAGAUGAAGUUAUUCGUUAUGCUUCAGUUACUGGAACCCUACGAUUUUACUUUCUUUGAGGAUUUUGUAGUGUUCAAUUUAACUGUAGCACUAAUUACAUUAUCUGGGAUGGGCAUUUAGUUGCUACAAAGUUGUCACAUGAAGUUACAUCAAAGCUGAACAUUUUUUGUUCAUUGCCAUUUUACUAAGAACUAACACUUAAUUUGAUUAAAGCUGUUUUAUCAUCUUCCUCUGUUAAAAUCCAAUUCUGUUGCUGCAGUCCUUUCUUGAAAACCAAGCAGAAUAUAUUCUCAAAUAAUAUUUCUUCAUGCCUUCUAUUCCUUCUGAGCACCUUUUCCAUUAUUUUUUUUCUGGGCACGAUGAAAAGUGGUUGCACAAAGACAUUUAGGGCCAAAUUUUCAGGUAGGCCUCAAUCAAGUAUUUUUUGGGGGGUGGGGGGUAGGCCUACUUUUUGCACCCACAAAUAAUUGGGUUUUAAAUUAAUUACAGGUACGAAUAAUAGACGUCUAAAUAUCUUAUUUGGAUGUGCAAAAAGGUGUAUAACUAUCACUUCUUCCUCCAAUUUAUUGCGGACCCCAAAAUACAAGCAGAAUUAUUUGCAGAUAUGACAUUGUGCAUGUAAAGAUGGAGGCCACUCUUGAAAACCUGGCCCUUAAUCUAUUAUUCUUGUAAACAGAAUUUUGAUUGGUUCUAUAUACUAAAUUGUUACUGUUUAAUUUCAAUAUUUUAUGUUACAUGACCGCGUCAUGCAGGUUGAUCAGUUGUAAGUUUAUUUUCAGAUUUUUAUAUUUUUGAUGUUACUGUAUAGCUUUUUAAACAAAAGUAUGUGUAUUAACAAACAUUUUCAGAAUUUAGCAAUCUUGUCUUCAGGCCAAUGGGGAUCAAACUUGAAAGUGAUAUUUUAAUGUAUGACAGUUAUCUCAAGAAAAGGUACUACCCAAAUCUUAACUCUUUUGAUUGUGAGAGAGCUUGAAGAGUUGUCACCUGCUUUCUGUAAGAAAUUUUAAUUAGGAUAAGUUUAUUUUGCAUUUUUAUUAUUUGCUUUAAUGGUCAUCCACUCUUCAUUUGUAAAUUAGCAAAAGAUUCUUGGGAGUUUAAAACAGCAGUCUAGCAUAGAAGUGAACCUCUAAAAACAUAUUUCAUACAGUGUAUUUUCUUUUAAUGUUUGUUGUUCUCCCCUUGUCAGCUUUGCACUUUUAAAUGUUGCUGUAUAAAUACAGUCUGCCCUCUAUGUUCCACUGAAUCAUAUCAUGGGGAAUUGGUGACAUUGCCGUACAUAUGCUGACAACAUUGAUAUCAAACUUUGGUGAAAAAGAUUGUAAUGCCAUAAAAUACUGUAAAGUGACAAAGUUUCCAGUACAAGAUGUUGGAUACAAAAGUUGUAUGUGAUUACGUAAACUAUAUAUUCACUUUA
Chelonia mydas (Green sea turtle) is the source of this 4312-nucleotide messenger RNA. It is a transcript of the gene DTWD2, whose product is annotated as DTW domain containing 2. Bases 6 to 830 code for a protein of 274 amino acids. Lineage: Eukaryota; Metazoa; Chordata; Testudines; Cheloniidae. The transcript is spliced from 6 exons. The record is from RefSeq and is a predicted model, not a curated record.